AAAGAAGAUAACUCCAAUGGUUGCGGCCAUCCAACAUCAGGUCAUGCGGCAAGAGAAGACUCGACAAGACGAGAAAGAUAAGGAAUGCCUUAACGACCUCUACGAGACGGACCCCCGCCACGACAAGACGCGCAUCCAGGACAUGAAAGGGGGCCUUAUCAGAGACUCGUACUGUUGGAUUCUAGACAACCCCAGUUUCCGGGAAUGGCGUAUAGAUCUGUAUAGUGGACUGCUCUGGAUUAAGGGCGACCCUGGCAAGGGCAAGACAAUGCUGCUAUGUGGGGUCAUCGACGAGCUGGAGAAGGACCCAGCGAAUCGGCUAAGUUACUUCUUCUGCCAGGCCACUGAACAGAAGCUGAACAAUGCAACGGCUGUGCUGCGAGGUCUGAUCUACAGCCUUGUACGCCAACACCCCUCGCUUAUCUCUCGCGUCCAUAAGGAGCACGACGGUGGCGGCAAGCGGCAGCGUUUCGAGGGGCCGAACGCGUGGGAAGUUAUGUCUAAGAUGCUCACCGACAUGCUACUAGAUGAUUCAGCUCCGGAUGGCGUAAUACUCAUCGUUGACGCCCUCGAUGAGUGCGAAACGGGCCGGUCGCAGCUGCUGAACUUUAUUGUUCGGAUGUUGUCCUCGUCUCGUGCCAAGUGGGCCAUUUCCAGCCGAAAUGGCCGGACAUCGAGGAGAAGCUGGACGGCACCACACGAAAAGUCACGCUACGGCUCGAACUUAAUCAAGACGUCAUCUCCGACGCUGUUCGCAUUUACAUCCGAUAUAAAGUCGACGAAUUAGCACAGCUCAAAAAGUACGACAUAAAAACCCGGGAUACCGUUCAGCGGUAUUUCGCCGACAAGGCGAACAACACCUUCCUCUGGGUGGCCUUGGC
Messenger RNA from Sodiomyces alkalinus F11, 881 nucleotides. RefSeq lists its product as hypothetical. The transcript has a single exon. The coding region runs from base 17 to 787 and encodes 256 amino acids. NCBI's taxonomy places the organism in Eukaryota, Fungi, Ascomycota, Sordariomycetes, Glomerellales, Plectosphaerellaceae. The record is from RefSeq and is a predicted model, not a curated record.